Messenger RNA from Ilex paraguariensis (yerba mate), 1463 nucleotides. NCBI's taxonomy places the organism in Eukaryota, Viridiplantae, Streptophyta, Magnoliopsida, Aquifoliales, Aquifoliaceae. The record is from the annotation of a GenBank genome assembly.
CUGAUAUUGAGUGCCCCAGUAUUGAUACAGGAAGGUCUGGACAUGAAUCAGAAACAUUAAAGCGGAACUGCAUAUUUAGCACUAACGAAGAAGAAACCUUAAUUGCAACAAAGAACAAGAAUCUGAUCAAGGACUUACAUCAUACCUUGGGGCGGGAUCUGCUAUCGACAUGGAAGGAACGGAACUCCGGAGCCAACCUUCAAAUUCUUGAACCUUGUUUCAAGUACAAAAUGCUAGAUGCUGGAAAGUCAUUGUGCUCCCUGUUGAAGAUGGUUUUUGUUGCUUUUCCUCUGGAAGCAACUAGUACACCACCAGAUGUGAAGCUGUUGUAUCAGAAAGUUGAGGAACUCAUACAAAAGCACCUUGCCGCACUUACAGCUCCUCAGACAUCAGGCGAAGAUAAUUCUGCGAACAUGAUUAGUUUUGUACUGUACAUUAUUAAGACAUUGUCAGAGGUGCAGAAGAAUUUCAUUGAUCCAAAUAAUUUGGUUCGUGUCCUUCAGCGCCUGGCACGGGAUAUGGGAUUGGCAACUGGUUCUUAUAUGAGACAAGGUCAAAGAUCAGAUUCAGAUUCGGCAGUCACUUCUUCUCGUCAAGUUGCUGAUGCUGGAGUUGUCAUUGCUAAUCUUACAUUCAUAUUGAAGCUUAUUAGUGAAAGGAUCAUGCUUGUUCCAGAUUGCAAACGAUCUGUGACUCAAAUUAUGAAUUCCCUGCUCUCUGAGCAUGGCACUGACCCUUCUGUGCUUCUCUGCAUCCUUGAUGUGGUAAAGGGGUGGAUCGAAGAUGAUUUUGGUGGGCCUGGAAUGCCUGUUGCUUCCAGUACUUUCCUCACCCCAAAGGAAGUCGUUUCUUUCCUUCAGAAGCUUUCACAAGUAGAUAAGCAGAACUUUUCCCCCAAUGUUCUAGAGGAGUGGGACAAGAAAUAUCUUCAGCUUCUUUAUGGGCUUUGUGCUGAUUCAGAUAAAUACCCUGUGUUACUACACCAAGAAGUGUUUCAGAAAGUAGAGCUGCAAUAUUUGCUUGGUUUAAGGGCCAAGGAUCCUGAAAUCCGUAUGAAGUUCUUCACCCUUUAUCAUGUAUCUCUUGGGAAGACACUGUUCAUACGAUUGCAAUAUAUUAUUCAAAUUCAGGAAUGGGAGGCUUUGAGUGAUGUAUUUUGGCUCAAACAAGGCCUUGAUCUUCUUCUUGCCAUUUUAGUCGAUGAUAAGCCUAUCACCCUUGCUCCAAACUCUGCCAAGGUUCCACCACUUGUGAUGCCAGGUUCUCUUCCUGAUUGUUCUGGGGUGCAGCCCAUGGUUACCGAUAUUUCAGAAGCGGCAGAUGAGGCUCCUCUAACAUUUGAUAGCCUUGUAUUAAAGCAUGCACAGUUUCUGAAUGCUAUGAGCAAACUUCAGGCCUAUGUAUGGGGACAUGGCAGUAUUACUGGAACUUACACUUACUCCCCAGCAUUGUUGUCAGACUAA